Molecule: messenger RNA, 3225 nt
Organism: Cavia porcellus (domestic guinea pig)
Lineage: Eukaryota; Metazoa; Chordata; Mammalia; Rodentia; Caviidae
Gene: Ehd1
Product: EH domain containing 1
Exons: 5
Coding region: 231-1835 (534 amino acids)
Biological process (GO): endosomal transport; endocytosis
Cellular component (GO): cytoplasm; plasma membrane
Molecular function (GO): calcium ion binding; GTP binding; protein binding
Source: RefSeq, a predicted model, not a curated record
GGCGCGGAACGCGACUGGACCGUAUAAAGGACGCUGGGCAAGGCGCGCGAUCCACUCGGCAGAGGGCGCCUCCGCGAGCUGUGUAGUACGGCUGCGCAGUACGGGCAGCUCCCCGCCCCCGGCCCAGCCGCCGCAGCCGCCUACCGCCUUUAGACGGCCGGCCGGCCCCUCCUCUGCUCCUGGCUUAGCCGCCUCGUUGCCCUGCAGCAGGCAGCCCCGUCUACGGCAGCAUGUUCAGCUGGGUGAGCAAGGAUGCCCGCCGCAAGAAGGAGCCGGAGCUCUUCCAGACUGUGGCCGAGGGGUUGCGGCAGCUGUACGCGCAGAAGCUGCUACCCCUGGAGGAGCACUACCGUUUCCACGAGUUCCACUCGCCUGCGCUGGAGGAUGCUGACUUCGACAACAAGCCCAUGGUGCUCCUCGUAGGCCAGUAUAGCACGGGCAAGACCACCUUCAUCCGGCACCUGAUCGAGCAGGACUUUCCCGGGAUGCGCAUCGGGCCCGAACCCACCACCGACUCCUUCAUCGCGGUCAUGCACGGUCCCACCGAGGGCGUGGUGCCGGGCAACGCGCUCGUCGUCGACCCACGGCGCCCUUUCCGCAAGCUCAACGCCUUCGGCAACGCUUUCCUCAACAGGUUCAUGUGUGCACAGCUCCCCAACCCAGUGCUGGACAGCAUCAGCAUCAUCGACACCCCUGGGAUCCUGUCUGGAGAGAAGCAGCGCAUCAGCAGAGGGUACGACUUCGCGGCUGUCCUUGAGUGGUUUGCGGAGCGGGUAGACCGCAUCAUCCUGCUGUUUGACGCCCACAAGCUGGACAUCUCCGAUGAGUUCUCAGAGGUCAUCAAGGCCCUCAAGAACCACGAGGACAAGAUCCGGGUGGUGCUGAACAAGGCCGACCAGAUCGAGACGCAGCAGCUGAUGCGGGUGUACGGGGCCCUCAUGUGGUCCCUGGGCAAGAUCAUCAACACCCCUGAGGUGGUCCGUGUCUACAUUGGCUCCUUCUGGUCCCACCCGCUGCUCAUCCCAGACAACCGGAAGCUGUUCGAGGCCGAGGAACAGGACCUCUUCAAGGACAUCCAGUCACUUCCCCGAAAUGCCGCCCUCAGGAAGCUCAACGACCUGAUCAAGCGGGCCAGACUUGCUAAGGUCCACGCCUACAUCAUCAGCUCCCUCAAGAAGGAGAUGCCCAACGUCUUCGGUAAGGAGAGCAAAAAGAAGGAGCUGGUGAACAACCUGGGCGAGAUCUACCAGAAGAUCGAGCGGGAGCAUCAGAUCUCCCCAGGCGACUUCCCGAGCCUCCGAAAGAUGCAGGAGCUCCUGCAGACCCAGGACUUCAGCAAGUUCCAGGCCCUAAAGCCCAAGCUGCUAGACACAGUGGAUGACAUGUUGGCCAACGACAUUGCACGGCUGAUGGUCAUGGUGCGCCAGGAGGAGUCUCAGAUGCCCUCGCAGGCCGUGAAAGGCGGCGCCUUCGACGGUACCAUGAAUGGGCCCUUUGGGCAUGGCUAUGGCGAGGGUGCAGGCGAGGGCAUUGACGAUGUCGAGUGGGUGGUGGGCAAGGACAAACCCACCUACGACGAGAUCUUCUACACGCUGUCCCCCGUCAACGGCAAGAUCACUGGCGCCAAUGCCAAGAAGGAGAUGGUCAAGUCCAAGCUGCCCAACACCGUGCUGGGCAAGAUCUGGAAGCUGGCUGACGUGGACAAGGAUGGGCUGCUGGAUGAUGAGGAGUUUGCCUUGGCUAACCACCUCAUCAAGGUCAAGCUGGAGGGCCACGAGCUGCCCGCCGACCUGCCCCCACACCUCAUCCCCCCCUCCAAGCGCAGGCAUGAGUGACAGGCCUCCCAGGGCCACCCACGUGACCCAUUCAGCAUCUCCAUGCCGGCCCAGGAAGACCAGGUCUGGAGGAAGCAGCUGGGGAGAGGGAAGGGUCACCAGUUUUAAAGGUCCAUAAAGACCGAGCGCUGUUUCCUCAGCUUCAAAAGGAGAAGCGCCAUCUUUUCUUUAAGGCAGUGCCUGGGCCCAGCCGGGGAGGCAAGGGUAUGCUCAGCUGUGAAUAUGGGAUUUUAUGCACAAGGACUCUGGAUAUUUUUAAUAUAUACCAUUAGAGGCAGCCUACUUUUUUGCCGCCUCCUCUGUUGGACAGUCCCACGAACACAGCCUCUCUCCUGUCCCAGCCUUUCCUCCCGUGCACUGUCCCUGGCAGGGCGGCGUGGGCAGCUGUAGCCAUCUUAGGUAGGCCAAUGGCUCCUCCUGGCAGCUGCCCCUGGAACUGUUUGUAGACAGGAGCCCAGGCUGUUCCUUCUGUUUAUCUUCUCUCCACACCAAGGCUGGCCUCAUGGGGGAGGUUCCUUCCUCACCCAGCUCUGCCCUGGGUUGGGGUGAGUCAGUUCUGUGCCUCUCCAGCCAGGGCUCCCCAAACUCACGCCCCGCCCUUGCCUUGCAUACCCCAAACUCCCAACUUCCCUCCCAGCAGGCCCAGCCACCCCCAGUCUUUUUAGGGCUGUGGAGAGGACAGCAAGUAAGUCUUCCCAGAGCAAUAGAUAAGCUAGGUCGUCUCCUGGAUAGGGUCAUCUUCCAUACUUGACCACAUUUCCAGUAACUUCCAGCUACUUGUUCCAAAGCUGUGACUUUUGCCUCCCUUCCCUACUUGCCAGCCUGUGGGCAGCUCCAUCCAGGAGCCAUUAAAUGUGGGGUUCAUGCAUAGCAUACCUCAGCCUGGAUUUGCUCCCUAGCCCCAGCUCGUGCCUGAUUAGUGUCUGAACUGUGGCCCUCACUUGAUCCAUGAGACCUGAUGCUCCCACCUUGGAGUGGGCAGGCAGCUGCCUAUGACUGGGUGUGGUUUGGUGCUUAUAAGAGGAAGACUGACUCUGGCCUGGGCCUAGUUUUCCAGGCAGCGGGGACCAGGCAAAAACCUGGUCCCUACCUUCCCCCAUGUCUGCUGAGCAAAUGGGGGGGUGGGGGGCUGCACAGGACUUUAGACCAACUUUUCCACCCCCCGCCCCAGCAAUAAGCCUAAGAGGGCAGGCACUGUGCCGGGCAGUAGAGGGCGCUGGGGAGUUGCCACGCCCUGCCUGCACCACAGGGAUGCUCAGCCUUAGGAAAAGGUGGAUGGAGGGCAUCCACACCAGACACGCUGGCUGGGGCGGCAGGGCUCGGUCACGCUCAUCUUUGUGGGAGGUAACAGACUAGACUUUUCCUGGCAUUAAAGAAAGUUUUAACUGUG